Acanthopagrus latus (yellowfin seabream) is the source of this 2155-nucleotide messenger RNA. Its product is annotated as tripartite motif-containing protein 16-like. The coding region runs from base 34 to 1710 and encodes 558 amino acids. The record is from RefSeq and is a predicted model, not a curated record. The transcript has a single exon. Gene Ontology annotation, molecular function: protein binding; zinc ion binding. NCBI's taxonomy places the organism in Eukaryota, Metazoa, Chordata, Actinopteri, Spariformes, Sparidae.
GAAGCUCAGACAGUUGUUGUACUGAGAGGUGAAAUGGCGCAGAAAGCAGUUCAUCUGGAUCGAGAGACUUUCUCUUGUCUGAUCUGUUUGGAUCUACUGAAGGAUCCGGUGACGACUCCCUGUGGACACAGCUACUGCAAGAACUGUAUUAAUGAUCACUGGGACACAGAGCAUGAGAAGAGGAUCUACAGCUGCCCUCAGUGCAGGAAGAGCUUCAUACCGAGGCCUGAGCUGCUGAAAAACACCAUGUUAGCAGCUUUAGUGGAGGAGCUGAAGAAGACUGGACUCCAAGCUGCUCCUGCUGAUCACUGCUAUGCUGGACCUGAAGAUGUGGCCUGUGAUGUCUGCACUGGGAGGAAACUGAGAGCAGUUAAGUCCUGUCUGGUCUGUCUGGCCUCUUACUGUGAGAAACACCUCCAGCCUCAUUAUGAUGUGGCUCCAUUAAAGAAACACAAGCUGGUGGAGCCGUCAGAGAAGCUCCAGGAGAACAUCUGCUCUCAUCACGAUGAGGUGAUGAAGAUGUUCUGCCGUACUGAUCAGCAGUGUAUCUGUUAUCUCUGCUCUGUGGACGAACAUAAAGGCCACGACACAGUGUCAGCUGCAGCAGAGAGGACUGAGAGGCAGAGAGAGCUGGAGGGGAGUCGACACAACAUCCAGCAGAGAAUCCAGGACAGAGAGGAAGAUGUGAAGCUGCUUCAGCAGGAGGUGGAGGCCAUCAAUGGCUCUGCUGAUAAAGCAGUGGAGCACAGUGAGAAGAUCUUCACCCAGCUGAUCCGUCUCAUGGAGGAAAGACGCUCUGAUGUGAAGCAGCAGGUCAGAUCCCAGCAGGAAACUGAAGUGAGUCGAGUCAAAGAGCUUCAGGAGAAGCUGGAGCAGGAGAUCACUGAGCUGAAGAGGAAAGACGCUGAGCUGAAGAAGCUCUCACACACAGAGGAUCACAACCAGUUUCUACACAACUACCCCUCACUGUCAGCACUCAGUGAGUCUACACACUCAUCCAGCAUCAACAUCCGUCCUCUCAAGUACUUUGAGGAUGUGACAGCAGCUGUGUCAGAGCUCAGAGACAAACUACAGGACGUCCUGAGAGACACAUGGACCAACAUCUCACUGACAGUGACUCAAGUGGAUGUUUUACUGUCACUACCAGAGAACAUGACCAGAGCUGACUUCUUAAGAUAUUCAUGUGAAAUCACACUGGAUCCAAACACAGCAAACACAUAUCUGUUAUUAUCUGAGGGGAACAGAAAAGCAACAUACACAAGACAACAACAGUCCUAUUUUGAUCACCCAGAUAGAUUCACUCGGUGUCCUCAGGUCCUGAGCAGAGAGAGUCUGACUGGACGUCGUUACUGGGAGGUGGAGUGGAGAGAGAGAGGAGUUGAUGUAGCUGUUGCAUACAAGAAUAUCAGCAGAGCAGGGGACUUAUAUGAAUGUGGAUUUGGAUACAAUGACAAAUCUUGGUCGUUAUAUUGUAAAACCAAUAAUUAUGAGUUUUGGUACAACAAAGUCCAAACUCCCGUCUCAGGUCCUCUGUCCUCCAGAGUUGGAGUGUACCUGGAUCACAGUGCAGGUAUUCUGUCCUUCUACAGCAUCUCUGACACCAUGACUCUCCUCCACAGAGUCCAGACCACAUUCACUCAGCCGCUCUGUGCUGGACUUCGGUUUGGCUGGUUUUCUGGAGACUCUGCUGAGUUUUGUGAACUCAGUUAGACUGAAGUCAUUUCAGGGUCAGUGGGUUAAAUUGUGGGUUUCAUUUCUUCACACUUGUUGUGUUUCCAUCAUUGUUGCUGAGAGCUGAUUGUUGUGGCAUUUCUUCACUGCACACAGAUCAACCUGUCAAUCAAACAUUGUGGGAGGUACUUGACAACUCUUGUCGUUUUGUAAAUGUUGGACUUCCUUUUAGGCAACACUCUUUAGCAUGUUUUUAGCCUCCUGGCAUAUUAUCACAUGUACCAUCUGAAACUACAAUAUUUUAUAGCUCAUUUACUGUAUGGUGCUGUACCCUAAUUGCAGGAUUUUCUUGUAAUGUACCAUCUUUUUCAUUCUUUUUAUUCAGAAUGUUGCUUUCCCACAGUGCACUGUAAAAGCAUAAUUACAGGGGUUUACUGUCAGGAUUUAUUGUGAAAACCUGCUGUUUGCUACCACUGUACAAUGU